Sphenostylis stenocarpa is the source of this 1176-nucleotide messenger RNA. NCBI's taxonomy places the organism in Eukaryota, Viridiplantae, Streptophyta, Magnoliopsida, Fabales, Fabaceae. The record is from the annotation of a GenBank genome assembly.
AUGAGUUUUGGUAGUGAGGUUGAAGACAACGAUCUUCAGCGUCUUCGCUCCGAUAUUUCUUCUCUUCUCCAUCAGAUUGAUGGGCUUGUCGUGCAAGCCAUUGAAGUGAAUAAUCAUAAGAAGAAGAAUAGCAUAAACAAAGGGGGCAGAACGGAAAUUGAAUCUUUCUCCCGGAUUCUCUCUCACAUGCUUUCUUCUUUGAAGCCGUGGGUCCCGAAAUUUCAAAAGUUACUUCACCCUGAAGAGACAGAUUCAUACGAUGAUGAAAGCAGAGAGUGUGAGAGUCCUGAAGAGACAACCUUGAGUUUGGUGUCUCCUUCACCUCUUGUGUCAUGGCGUGCCAACUGCACUGUGGAGAGAGGUAGACAAAUGUUCAUGCUUACACCUCUUCCACUUUCAUCCAAACAUCACCAACAAUCUAAACAUCACUUCCCUCCCACCGCAUCAGCCACUACUUUCAUGGACAAUGGAAUAGUCAAACCAACCCCAAUUAAGCUCCAACUGCCAAACAACCAAGACAACGGAUCCAUGCUUCUUAUGAUGACCCCUUGCCUGAAAAUGUCCCCUCCCAAAUCCUGCCUUCUGCUCGAACCUAUAUCCGAAAUCAACCCUUUAGGUGAUCACAAGUUUCGCAAGGCCACUCCCUAUCCUGUUGGAAUUCGUUGCAGCGAUCCAGAAUCUUCUGGUCGUGAUGAUUCUUCGCCGGCUUUGUCCAUGAUGUAUCCGGAGCUCCUUGGGAUAUGCCGCGAUUCUAAGGCUGAAGUUGGGAAGAAAACUGUGGAAGCAUCGCCGGAUUGGUUCACCUCUCCUCCUAAAACUUGUGUUUUGCUGGAGCCACCUGAUGAUAAGAUUGAUGAUCGCUUGUGUGUACACACAACUGGCAACAUUCUUGAUCAACAAGUCGGCACUUUUAAAGAUAGUGAUGGCGCUGAUGUUCCCAAAGAUCAUAAUCAAGCCAAAAAAUCUCGUAACCAAGAUCAUUUUGUUGGGAGCUUAACACACGUAGAGAGCACUCCCAUGCCCGAAAGCUCAUUUCAAACUGGAAAACGACCUGGUGAAAAUACUUUGAAGAGGGAGUUAUGGACUAAGUUUGAGGCAGCAUCCACUUGGGGGUGUCAAAAAAGUGCCCACAAAGGGUUUCUUGACCUACUGGAAGAAGCUUCCUGUGACGAAUAG